CUGUGGUGAGCUAGAAGAGAAUUAACAGCAUACAAAAGGAUGUCUAUCUAUAAGAAACCCUGUGACGAGAUUACGGUGAGCCAGCUUUAUUCAUCUAAAGUUGUGCUGAAGAACACAGCGGAGGCUGUUAUUGUUCCAUUAAAAGGUGGCAUCUCCUCCAUGAAUGAAGUCUAUCAGGCCCUGAUUAAAGCAGAUGUAGAUCCUGUUACUGGGCAAUGCUCCAACUAUGAGUACAUCAGACAGCAGAUAGUGCAGGCUCAUCAGCUCCUGGAGCAGUCCGAACAGACGGCCAGUUCAGGGUUAAAGAGUCUGAAUGAAAACUUGGAGAGACUCACACAAGAUGAGGGAAAACUCAAACGUGAGAUGAAUGAUACAAAACAAACCUUAACAAAAUUGAGAACAGAGCAGGCAUCUAGUGAAAAAUUACUCAGAGAAUCUCAGGGAGAUCUGGAACUGGCCAGGACAAACCUGAAUUCAACAAAACGGAUACUUCAGAAACAGAAAAGAAGGAAACAGAAAGCUGAAUUAGUCUCAGAUGUUGGGGCAAUUCUGUUUCCUAUACCAAUCAUUGGAUGGAUUGCAGGUUCUGGCAUGUUAAUUGGUGGUGAAAUUGCAAUGGUUAAAGCAAAAAAUUUUAUCAAAUUGGCCAAAAAAGAGGCGUCGAAGUCUGAGAAAGAAGUGAUAAAAUACGAACAUAAAGUAUCUGACUACAAGUCCAGGAUUUCCCAGACCAAACGCUAUGCCAGCCAGAAAGAUGAAAAGCUGAAGCAGACUUGUGAAGGAAUCCAGAAGGUGAAGAAGCAGAUCGAGUCUGUAGCUGAUUUCCAGAACAAAGUGAGAAGUGCUGUCCCACUCCUGGGUGUUCUGAGUGGGAGGGCCAGUGUAGCUGAACAUCAGACUCGUAGAUUCAUCCUCCAGGAGCCUGUGAGGAAGGUGAUAGAGGAUGUGAUGAAGGCCACAGAACAAAUCACAGGGAAUAAGGUCCUCUACGACAAUGACAUGCCAAGGCUCCUCGAUCAGAUGAAGGAGAACAGCCAGCGGAUGGCAGCCAUCUGUGCCUCUGAGGACAGCUCUAACUAUACUUAACACUUAACACGCAACAUUCACUGAUUAAUGGAUAUUAUGUGGAUUCUUCAAUCAAUAUAAUCUUGAACUACUUCGCAAAACUGCAUGUCAGAUUUUUGCACAAAUAAAGAUAAAGUGUUAAAAAAGCAAUGGUUCUUUGCCAUAGAAAAUAGGAUUAAAGUGAUAGUACACAGUGUCUGUAAGACUAAAUUAUAGACAGCAGGCUUACUUUACUUUUGUUUUUGUAGAAAGGGUAACUUGCAGCAGCAUUAAAAACCACUACAUGUAACCACAAAAUAAAUACAGUGAAAUAUGUUGCAAUAAAGUUUGUUAAGUUUACACAUUUUUU
Molecule: messenger RNA, 1414 nt
Organism: Ictalurus punctatus (channel catfish)
Lineage: Eukaryota; Metazoa; Chordata; Actinopteri; Siluriformes; Ictaluridae
Exons: 4
Coding region: 40-1086 (348 amino acids)
Source: RefSeq, a predicted model, not a curated record